Messenger RNA from Schistosoma spindalis, 3876 nucleotides. The record is from the annotation of a GenBank genome assembly. Lineage: Eukaryota; Metazoa; Platyhelminthes; Trematoda; Strigeidida; Schistosomatidae.
AGGAAGGUUUUGGCGUAGUCCAGAAAUCCCCAGGUUCUGGGUCCUUACUCCACAACAGGUAGGAUUUCCAUUCGGAGUCUUUAGAAACGACUUUUGUAAUUAAAGUUUAUCCUGUAAGCUGAUGUGGAUACUAAGGUUCCUAACAUUUAGGACGAAAAUUCAUACUACCUACCAUUACCAUAGUGAAUGCUACAAUUUUUCCGUUGGGCUUUUUAGCUUAACUACCCAUAACUUUCUACAUUGGCACAGUAUUCCUGUUGUGUUUACACACAAAUAUGCUUUUAAAUACAGUAGAUGUCUUUGAUAAAAUAAUGGUAACUUCUGUCACGGACAAUAAACAGUUCAUCACCGUAUUUCUAUACUUCUACGUAGUUCUUUGCGCCAGCAAAAAUUUCGCCAGAUAUUGAUGUAACCCAUGAAGGUUAACUCCUCUAACCGAUCUUUAAAGGUGUCAAACUUAUGAUUUCCGUUUCAGUGACCAGGUUGUUGAAUUAUAUUGUCCUAAGUCAUCUUUUCAAAUGGUUCAGUUACUCCUUGUGUCCAAAGCGUCCCCUACGUCAAAGUCAUUUUGACAAAAGAGUGGUGUCAAUGCUUUAACACAGUAUGAUAGUUAAGUAAGUCGACUUUGGGUUAGCUCUGUUGAUUACUCCAGUCACUGAAUCACAUUUUUCGUACUAAGUAUUUUAAAAUCAACCUGUUCAUUAUUUAUUAUUUUAACACAUAGAUAUUGGUCCAGGGAGGCACCAAAUACAUAUGCGCCACACAGAACUCAUUUGAUAUGUGUGAGGGCUGUGAUACUGCACGGGUGCCCAAACCGAAGGAGGUGGUUUUCUUAGGGGGCCACACCCCGAGCCUUUCACCUGAAGAUCUGAUCCACAAGACAGUAGAGCAUCGUGAGGAGACGCAGUCCCAUGGUAGCCGGUGACCAACGAUUGGUUCAUACGCCAUUUGUUCCUUCAGGAUACUGUAGCCAGCCCAUGUGCACCAUUGAUUUUGGAUCCGGUUAAAGCGCCGGACAUUCGCUUUUUGUCUUCUCAUUUUCGUAAACAACAGUAAUGCCACGAGAAGGCAGUGAGUAGGACUUUCCCGGCAGAGGUUAUAUACGCAUGGCCAUGUGAGAGCAUUUCGAGAAGGAGAGCGGCCUCUCCCCACUCUCGGCCGUACCAGGGCAUUUGGGGGCCAACCUGUUCAUUAGGAGUCUUGAUCAGUUAAGAUGGCUUAUCAUUAUCCACUCCUUCAAUGUUCCUGCUUCCUGUCAAUUGGUCAACGAUAAGUGCCUCAGGGUUAUUUCUCAUCGCAACAAAAAGCCCUUUUGUAACAUUAACAACACGGUAAGAUAGAAACGAUCUUUAAUUAAAUAUUAUUAAUUGGUUGGUUAUAUACUUUUAUUUGGACAGUGGCAGUUAGUGAAGCUGAUUAAUCUGUGAAUCUCGUCGGGAAUCUACUUCGGUGGCGAUUUUAGCUAACUGAUCAAGUUGCUCAUUACACCAUAUAAACGUAUUAUCUGGAUAAAUGAUUAAGCAAGUUCACCCUUAAAACUAUUUGGUAUUCAUAAGGCAUAUAUGACCAGUUAAUGUGACCGGCUUUUGUUUUUAUGGUUAUCAUGUUAUGUUUCUCCUUGAAAUAUGUGUUUAAACUCGUAGCUUCAGUUAAAAUAAAUUUAUUCAUCUUAACUCUGGUUUGUUCGUCCGUAGAUUCAGAAAGAUGACUGCAGAUUUGACCGAUGAGAGUCUCUUCCCGAUUGCUAUUCUCAUUGAUGAGUUAAGAAAUGAGGAAAUGCAAACUCGUCUGGCUAGCAUCAGAAAACUUACUACUAUUGCUCUUGCACUUGGUCCAGAGAGGACAAGAACAGAAUUGAUUCCAUUCCUAACCGAUACCAUAUAUGAUGAGGAUGAGGUACUUAGGGAGAUGGCCAAACAAUUGGCAGACUUUGUUCCAUUGGUUGGAGGACCUGAAUAUGUCCAUUGUCUUCUACCACCAUUGGAAGGACUUGCAUCUGCAGAAGAAACGGUUGUGCGGGAUAAAGCUGUGGAGACGUUGCGAACACUUGCACCUAGUUUCUCACCCAAGGAUUUGGAAACUCACUUUCUCCCACUGAUCAAGCGUUUGGCAACAGGUGACUGGUUUACUAGCCGCACUUCUGCUUGUGGACUGUUUAGCGUGAUUUAUCGACAGUCUUCUACCGCUGUCCGUGCAGAACUGCGUCGUGCCUUUAAGCAGCUUUGCACUGACGACACUCCUAUGGUCAGGCGUGCAGCUGCUAACCGACUCGGGGAACUAGCUCGUUGUUUGGAACUAGAUGCGUUACGUUCUGACCUGUUACCGCUAUUACCUCCUCUUUCCCAACAGGAUGAUCAGGACUCUGUACGAUUACUGGGUGUGAAUGCGUCAGUAGAUUUUGCUGAAGUUCUUCCUACCGAAGAUGUCUUGACACACAUCAUUCCUCUUAUACGGGGAGCUGCAGAAGAUAAAUCUUGGCGAGUCCGUUAUCAAUUAGCUGAUCACAUUACUGAUCUACAGGCUGCAGUAAAACCCCAACUUGCUGGACAGCAUUUGGUAGACGUUUACCAGAUCCUGCUGAAAGAUCCAGAAGGAGAAGUUCGCGCAGCGGCUGCAGGCAAACUGAAAAAGUUUGCUUCGUCUCUAGCCCCUGAUAUUCGGGAAUCUGUAAUUAUGAAAACAUUGUUACCUAUCAUUCGGGAAAUGGUCGGUGAAACUAAUUUACAGGUAAAAACGGCUCUGGCCGGUGUUAUGAUGGCUUUAGCUCCGCUGCUGGGCAAGGAGAAUACAUUAGAACAUCUUCUUCCAUUACUCUUGAUUCAAUUAAAGGACGAAAAUCCAGAUGUCCGUUUAAAUAUUAUAUCUAAUUUAGAGUGUGUAAAUCAAAUUAUGGGAAUUACCCAACUUAGUCAAAGUCUACUUCCUGCCAUUGUUGAAUUGGCCAGUGAUACAAAGUGGCGUGUUCGUCUAGCAAUAAUUGAGUAUAUGCCACUAUUAGCCAGUCAACUUGGUUUGCAAUGUUUUAACGAGCGACUCACAAAUUUAUGCUUGGGUUGGCUAGUAGACGAUGUAUACGCUGUGCGUGAAGCAGCUGUAACAAAUUUACGAAAACUUAUGGAUCAAUUUGGAGUCGAUUGGGCCAGUUCUCAAAUUAUCCCUCGUCUCAUACAACUCUCUUACGAUCCCAAUUAUCUUCGUCGAAUGAUUUGUUUGGCAUCCCUUCACCAGCUAGGUGAAGCUCAGUCUUGUCGAUCGGAAUUGCUGCAGAAACAUUUACUUCCUACUAUAGUUCAACUGGGUCAAGAUCCUGUACCAAAUGUUCGUUUCAAAGUUGGUCAAAUUUUGGGCAAAAUUGGCCAUCUUCUGGAUGCAUCGACUAUACAGACAUUUGUUAAACCAACGUUAGAAAAACUGGGCUCUGAUUCAGAUCCAGAUGUUGUUUAUUAUGCCAAAGAAUCCAGCGAGUUACUUCAUCUUUCAGGAAGAUGAAAGCUAUGUGAAGGAACCCUACGCGUUUUAUUCUAUGCACAGGAUAACUAUGAUAUUUAAAUACAUGUAAAUUGACAGCAUCUCUGGUACCUUCCUUUCAGAGUAGUGAUGCCCUGUUAAUAAAGUAAAUGUGAGCUUGUGUGUUUGUCGUUCUUGUUCAAUUGUGUCUGUGUAUGUGCCUUAACGUAAACUAGUUGCAUAUGUUCGUAUUAGUUAUUAAAUUCUGUUUUCAUUACUAUUUUAUUGAAGAAAACGAUGAAGGAAGUGCAUGUCGUCGUUUAACUUAUUUAUUGUCAACUGCAUGAAAGUAGCUUGCUUUCAGAAAGCAAAACUCAAAUAUUUGUGAUUCGUCUUUUCUUUUUAAUUCAAUAAAACGUCGGAAUACAA